GGGGUCGUGUCCUGGAAGUGGGCUUUGGUAUGGCCAUUGCGGCCUCCAGGGUACAGGAGGCCCCCAUAGAAGAACACUGGAUUAUUGAAUGCAAUGAUGGCGUCUUCCAGCGCCUACAAGACUGGGCCCUGAGACAGCCACACAAGGUUGUUCCCUUGAAAGGCCUAUGGGAGGAGGUGGCACCUACACUGCCUGAUGGCCAUUUUAAUGGGAUCCUAUAUGACACAUACCCACUAUCUGAGGAGACCUGGCACACUCACCAGUUCAACUUCAUUAAGAAGCAUGCUUUCCGUUUGCUGAAGCCUGGUGGCAUCCUCACCUACUGCAACCUCACAUCCUGGGGGGAGCUCCUGAAGUCCAAGUUCACAGACAUCACCACCAUGUUUGAGGAGACACAGGUGCCUGCGCUGCAAGAGGCGGGCUUCCGGAGAGAAAACAUCCGCACUGAGGUGAUGGCACUGGUGCCGCCCGCGGACUGCCGUUACUACGCCUUCCCUCAGAUGAUCACACCCCUGGUCACCAAGCACUGAGCAACUGGCCCAGGGUUGGAAUGAACGAGCCUAUGUCCUCUUCAGUGCCUUGAUGGCUGGAGUGUAGGCUCCAGCCUCUCAGCUAUCUCUGCAGUGUGACAUUCUGUCUGGCCCCACUCUCUUCCCACAGCUCAGGGGUAAAAUAAAUGCUAACAAGAAUA
This is a messenger RNA of Cricetulus griseus (Chinese hamster), 691 nucleotides long. The record is from RefSeq and is a predicted model, not a curated record. Lineage: Eukaryota; Metazoa; Chordata; Mammalia; Rodentia; Cricetidae.